Messenger RNA from Cebus imitator (Panamanian white-faced capuchin), 2261 nucleotides. RefSeq names its product nudE neurodevelopment protein 1 (gene NDE1). The coding region runs from base 764 to 1723 and encodes 319 amino acids. NCBI's taxonomy places the organism in Eukaryota, Metazoa, Chordata, Mammalia, Primates, Cebidae. The record is from RefSeq and is a predicted model, not a curated record. Gene Ontology annotation, biological process: microtubule nucleation; establishment of mitotic spindle orientation; centrosome localization. Gene Ontology annotation, molecular function: microtubule binding. The transcript is spliced from 10 exons. Gene Ontology annotation, cellular component: kinesin complex; kinetochore; centrosome.
CGGGGCACGCUGGGAACCCCGGGGGGGGCGGGGCCUCGCGGCCCUGCAGCCUCGUCAGGCUCAGUCCCCUCCCGAUAAACCCCUAAAUAGGGACUUUCCCGGGGGGUGACCCUGGCUUUUUUGGCGAAAACCCCCAGUUUAAGGAGGCCUUCCCCCUGGCUUCACGUUGUGGAGUCGAAAGGAACCUUGAAGCGGAGAAUGAGGGAGCUCGUGACGUGGACCCGAGGAAAAAACCUGCCAACCAGUAUUUAAUAGAAUUCAGCUCUUUUAGGCGUUUUGAAGGGAAGGCGAUUUGAACGGGGUUUUAAUGAAAAACCCGGUCGCGUCGGCUUUUCUUUUUCCCUCUCUCAGGUCUCGUCCCGUGAUGGUCCUGCUUUAUUUUAAAAAAUUAAAUGGCGCAUAUUCCCCAGCAUCCUAAAUCUAGUGCAACCUAGUGGCAGGUGGAGAAAAAAUAACUACCAACCGGGCUUCCUGCGAGGUCCCCUGGGGUUCUCGCAAAGUUCUGACCCAGCCGGCAAAAACAAAGUGUGCAAAGACUCAACUGGAUAUUGCCACUAAGAAUCAAGAGAUUUUUUGGGGUACUUGAGCAAGAAAACGUUAUUUUUAAAUGCCCUGCUCCAGAGCUUGCUACAAAUGAUACAACGUGUCAUGACAGCUACUGGUAACGUUUUUAUCCCUGGAUGGCUGGCUUGGGUGCAGAUGUUUGGAGACCUUUUAAAGACACCAUGCCACAAGAAGACUGAUCUCUUCCACUGUUUUCACCAUGGAGGACUCCGGAAAGACUUUCAGCUCUGAGGAAGAAGAAGCUAACUAUUGGAAAGAUCUGGCAAUGACCUACAAGCAGAGGGCAGAAAAUACACAAGAGGAGCUCCGAGAAUUCCAGGAGGGAAGCCGAGAAUAUGAAGCUGAAUUGGAGACGCAGCUGCAACAAAUUGAAACCAGGAACAGAGACCUCCUGUCAGAAAAUAACCGCCUUCGAAUGGAGCUGGAAAGCAUCAAGGAGAAGUUUGAAGUGCAGCACUCUGAAGGCUACCGGCAGAUCUCAGCCUUGGAGGAUGACCUCGCACAGACCAAAGCCAUUAAAGACCAAUUGCAGAAAUACAUCAGAGAGCUGGAGCAAGCAAAUGACGACCUGGAAAGAGCCAAGCGAGCCACAAUCAUGUCUCUCGAAGACUUUGAGCAGCGCUUAAAUCAGGCCAUCGAAAGAAACGCCUUCCUGGAAAGUGAACUUGAUGAGAAAGAGAAUCUCCUGGAGUCCGUUCAGAGACUGAAGGAUGAAGCCAGAGAUUUGCGGCAGGAACUGGCCGUGCAGCAGAAGCAGGAGAAACCCAGGACCCCCAUGCCCAGCUCAGUGGAAGCUGAGAGGACAGACACAGCUGUGCAGGCCACGGGCUCCUUGCCAUCCACACCUAUCACCCAUCGAGGACCCAGCUCGAGUUUAAACACACCCGGGAGCUUCAGACGUGGCCUGGACGACUCCACAGGGGGGACGCCCCUCACGCCUGCGGCCCGGAUCUCAGCCCUCAACAUUGUGGGAGAUCUACUGCGGAAAGUUGGGGCACUGGAGUCCAAACUCGCUUCCUGCCGGAACCUUGUGUACGAUCAGUCCCCAAACCGAACAGGUGGCCCAGCCUCUGGACGGAGCAGCAAGAACAGAGAUGGCAGCGACAGACGGCCCGGCAGCACCAGCGUGCCUUUGGGUGAUAAAGGGAGAGAAAAUUGAGACCCUGUGAGACCCUGCUCCUGACUCUUGAUGUUCACCCCUAGACCUCUGUGGGCCCCGGUGCUAGCCAGUUUCUCACAGCUGUCAUGUCAGCUUAAUUUGGUUUGCUCUGUCUGAAGGUUGGGGAAGCGCCUGCAAUUUGGGAAGCCGCCAUCACACAUAUCUUCGCCGCCGCUGCCGUCAGCCCAGGGGGUAGUCAAGAUGUUGCUUUAGGAAAACCACGGAAGCUGAAGCUCUUGGUGUCGGUGCGGGAGUCGUUACUGUUUGUCGUCUUUUUACACUAGGUUUUUGUUUUGUUGUAAGUUAGAGAAAUAAGAACCAGCACUCACCAUAGUUGACUUUGCAGCCCAAGCCAAUGACAGGCCGUCACCUGUGAUCUGGGGUUUGCCCCUGGGAAACGUCUACUCAUCCCUGCCUGCCACUGUGUGCACUGCAAAGAGGGAUAAACGGGGCUUUCUGGGAAAAGCCCUAAGGUGUCGGUGAUGAGGCUACCCUGUUUUUGUUUGUUUUUGUGUUUUGAAAUAGAGUCUCGCUCUCU